GUAGUUUCCAUAGGACCUGGAAGUGGAGAGUAGGGCGUGAAGGUCUUACGACAAACAAUAGACCCCUAAAGACUCAUGUCUGAGGAAGAAGCCUGGAAGAGGAGGGAGAGGAAAGAACAGGAGUCAGAAAUGGCUCUUUCUCAGGAACGGUUGGCCUUCGAGGAUGUGGCCAUCGAGUUCUCUCAGGAGGAGUGGGAAUGCCUGGACCCUGCUCAGAGGGCCUUGUACAGGGACGUGAUGCUGGAGACCUACAGGAACCUGCUCUCCCUGGGUGAGGAUAACUUCCCUCUAGAAGUUGGGCUCUGCCCUUGGUGGUACUGCAGCUGUACCAGAGACAAAGGCAAAGUCUUUAUCGUGAUCUACCACACUCUGCCAUCUUGUUCCCUGUGA
Balaenoptera ricei (Rice's whale) is the source of this 390-nucleotide messenger RNA. RefSeq names its product zinc finger protein 480-like. The coding region runs from base 76 to 390 and encodes 104 amino acids. The transcript has 4 exons. The record is from RefSeq and is a predicted model, not a curated record. Gene Ontology annotation, biological process: regulation of DNA-templated transcription. NCBI's taxonomy places the organism in Eukaryota, Metazoa, Chordata, Mammalia, Artiodactyla, Balaenopteridae.